Messenger RNA from Raphanus sativus (radish), 2214 nucleotides. RefSeq names its product CDPK-related kinase 2. The record is from RefSeq and is a predicted model, not a curated record. Gene Ontology annotation, cellular component: cytoplasm; nucleus. The transcript has 10 exons. The coding region runs from base 216 to 1994 and encodes 592 amino acids. Gene Ontology annotation, biological process: peptidyl-serine phosphorylation; protein autophosphorylation; intracellular signal transduction. Gene Ontology annotation, molecular function: ATP binding; calmodulin binding; calcium/calmodulin-dependent protein kinase activity. NCBI's taxonomy places the organism in Eukaryota, Viridiplantae, Streptophyta, Magnoliopsida, Brassicales, Brassicaceae.
ACACCCCGCAGAUUCUGCCAUGUGGCUUCUCUCUCCUCUACAGCUCACUUCCCUUCCCUCUCUCUAAAAAAACCAGACCUUCAAUGUCAUUGCUGUGAUUCUCAUAAAGAGUCCAGUGUCCGAAUCCUUCUUCCUCUUGUCUUUUUGAUUUAUUUUCUUUUAAAUAAAAGUUUAGAUUUUUUUUUUUUGGGCUGUAACCGGAGAAGAAGGAGAUUAUGGGAGGUUGUACCUCCAAGCCUUCCACCUCCGUGAAACCCAAUCCUUACGCACCCAAAGACACCCUCCCCCAAAAUGACGAAUCUACCCCUGCCCGCACCUCGGCCGCCGUAAAGGCCUCUCCUUUCUUCCCCUUCUACACUCCAAGCCCCGCCAAGCACCGCCGCAACAAGAGCCACCGCGACGAAGGCGGAGAAGAGAGCAAGAGCGUCACCAGCACUCCGCUCCGCCAGCUCGCGCGUGCUUUCCACCCUCCUUCUCCGGCGAAACACAUACGGGAUGCUCUGCGAAGGAGGAAGGAGAAGAAGGAGGCUGCUCUACCGGCGGUGAGGCAGCAAGAGGAGGAGGAGAGAGAGGAGGUGGGGCUGGACAAGAGGUUCGGAUUCGCCAAGGAUUUUAAGAGUAGGAUGGAGUUGGGUGAAGAGAUUGGGAGAGGGCAUUUUGGGUAUACUUGCUCUGCUAAGUUCAAGAGAGGAGAGUUUAAGGAUCAUGAGGUUGCUGUUAAAGUCAUCCCUAAAUCUAAGAUGACAACUGCAAUAUCUAUAGAGGAUGUGAGGAGAGAAGUAAAAAUCCUACGGGCCUUGUCUGGACAUAACAAUCUGGUGCAAUUCUAUGAUGCUUUCGAGGACAAUGCCAACGUCUACAUUGUUAUGGAGUUAUGUGGAGGUGGUGAACUCCUUGACAGAAUACUAGCAAGGGGAGGAAAAUACUCUGAAGAUGAUGCAAAAGCAGUGCUUAUACAGAUCCUUAACGUCGUAGCUUUCUGUCAUCUCCAAGGAGUUGUCCAUCGAGAUCUAAAACCAGAGAACUUCUUGUACACUUCCAUGGAGGAGAACUCUCAGUUAAAAGUCAUAGACUUCGGUUUAUCAGACUUUGUCAGACCAGACGAACGACUAAACGAUAUAGUUGGCAGUGCGUAUUACGUAGCACCUGAAGUUCUACACAGAUCUUACACCACUGAAGCAGAUGUAUGGAGCAUAGGAGUAAUAGCUUACAUUCUCCUAUGUGGUAGCCGUCCCUUUUGGGCAAGAACCGAAUCAGGAAUCUUCAGAGCAGUUCUUAAAGCUGAUCCUAGUUUUGAUGAACCUCCUUGGCCUUCAUUGUCCUCGGAAGCAAAAGAUUUUGUUAAGCGGCUCUUGUAUAAAGAUCCUCGGAAAAGAAUGACUGCCUCUCAAGCUUUAAUGCAUCCUUGGAUCUCUGGUUGUAAGAAGAUGAAUAUCCCUUUUGAUAUUCUCAUCUUCAGGCAGAUCAAAGCUUACUUGAAAUCUUCUUCUUUGCGUAAAGCUGCUUUGAUGGCUCUGUCCAAGACGCUAAUUACAGAUGAGCUUCUUUAUCUGAAAGCACAGUUUGCAAUCUUAGCACCCAACAAAAAUGGCCUCAUCACUUUGGAUAACAUCAGAACGGCACUCGCUACAAAUGCAACAGAAGCGAUGAAGGAGUCACGCAUCCCAGACUUUCUUGCAUUGUUAAAUGGACUACAAUACAGAGGAAUGGAUUUUGAAGAGUUUUGUGCAGCUUCCAUUAGUGUUCAUCAGCAUGAGUCUCUUGAUUGUUGGGAGCAGAGCGUUCGCCAUGCUUAUGAGCUUUUUGAUAUGAAUGGAAACCGAGUUAUUGUCAUUGAAGAACUUGCUUCUGAGCUCGGCGUUGGAUCAUCAAUCCCAGUCCACACCAUUCUACAUGAUUGGAUAAGGCACAGUGAUGGGAAGCUGAGCUUCUUAGGUUUUGUCAAAUUGUUGCGCGGUGUAUCUACUCGUCAGCCUUUAGCGAAGACACGGUGAAAGAAGGUAACUUGGUGUUAUAGCAGAGGUGAAAGAGGAUGAUGAACAUACCACACACAGCUCAUGGAUGUCAAGAACAAUUUUAUAUUGUCAAAAAAAAAAGAAAUCUAAAUUUCCUAUAAAGGAAAAAAAAGUAUCAAAAUAUUAGACAAUGCCUGAAAAGUUGUAAUGAGAUGACGUUAAACUGAACACUUUCUUCUCUAAUGUUUUUUGAUCUAAA